Messenger RNA from Desarmillaria tabescens, 1095 nucleotides. RefSeq lists its product as uncharacterized. Gene Ontology annotation, molecular function: DNA-binding transcription factor activity. Bases 1 to 1095 code for a protein of 364 amino acids. The record is from RefSeq and is a predicted model, not a curated record. The transcript has 4 exons. Lineage: Eukaryota; Fungi; Basidiomycota; Agaricomycetes; Agaricales; Physalacriaceae. Gene Ontology annotation, biological process: regulation of DNA-templated transcription.
AUGCCUUCAUACGCCGACAACAUUUCUGCUAGUUACGUCGGAUUGUCCACUGUUGAGGAUCUAUCCUACACCCCUUCUGCCGAUGAGCAGUCCCGAGACGUUGCACAGAUCGCUGCGACUGGUCGCAGGAGCUGGAAGACGUUGAAGGGAAAGGGAGAGGCAGUAUGGCCCCCCAAUCUGUACGUAACAUAUAUUGCUGAUCAAGUCAACGCCCUGACAGUGUACAACAGGGAGGCCGCAUUGAUUGAAGCCCUCCAGAAAUACAAACCAAGCCCCGAACUUCGCUCUUCCAAAUCCCCCGGUCGUUUCCCCAUGCGCAACCGUUUCAUUUCCGACUAUAUCUUUGAUUCCACUGGUAAACGGCGGACGCCCAAGCAGGUGGGAAGUCGGCUACAACAAAUGAGGGACACAUGCAAAGGCGAAGAAAUUCUCAACCUUAUAUGCCGCCCAUUCGAUAACGAUGUGGAUUUGGGGACCGGUUCCUCAAAUGGAAGUCCCGUUCACACCACUUCGCCACUGCCAGACCUUAGAGGCCAGCAACCUCCCAGCCAGCGACUGAACAUCUGGGUAGACAUAAUUCUCGAGCAACCGUAUCCUAGACAACAACCUCUGGUCAACUUUGUCGGAAAUCGCAGGGACUCACCUCUUCACAUUCGGCUCGCGCCCUUAGCUUCCGCCUCUUCCUAUCACGCAUCCCUACCUCUUUCCGGAUCAGAUCCCACCAUAAACUUCAUGUCGCCGUACCCGGUCAAUCAACAGUGCACUUUCUCUGCCUUUGUUGAUACAUUGAGUCUCCCGAUACACUCGGAAGUCGCGCCGAUGACCUGUCUAGGUUCUCCCAUGGAUCGCACAGGCUGGUUAUACAGUGCCUCUCUCUCUCCCAAGUUCUGGAAGGUCAUUUUCAAUGACUCAAACCCAACGCAAUACACCAUUGUUCAGAACAUCUUCGCUCAAGGCUAUCCGGGGCAGUUCAAUGGACCACUUCAAAAUGACAAUGCGAUGAUUUCCAUCUUCUAUCAGUUCAGGCGUCCAACUUCUCAUGCUUAUCAUACGUAUAGCGACUCAUACGUGCGCUUUUAUCUCCCUAUCUUUUGA